UUGAUGUUCUGUCUGUAGUUCUGUUGACUUUCUGGUGCAACUAAACACAACAACAUUAAAUGAGCCACGGGGGAAAUUCUAGGCCUAGAUCAACACUCUUGGCCUAAACCUCUCUUGGCAGUCUUGGUGGCAUUUUAAUUUGCUUGCCGAGCCCUCAGCCUGUACUAGAAGCAAAGACGUGUAACGUAUUCACUGGCACCAAAUUUGACGUGUCGUACUGUCGUUUCGUUUCCUGCUCUGACAGGCACAUAGGCGGCUAGGCUAGUCAUUAUAUUAGAUCUAGAUUCUUUAUCUAGAUCUAGAUCUAGAUCUAGAUUAGAUCUAUAUAUGAAGGCAUUGCAGCUGACUUCGACUUAGACUUAGUUUUUUUGUGCUUGGUCAUCUCUUUGGCAGUGUGGAAUUGACUGUUGAAACCGUUCCGAGGAGAACUGCGUGCUCGUCAAAAUAAUGAAAGGAAGAGAGGCUAUCCGUACUAAAUGACGACUAGACUGCUAGAGGCUAAGUACGGCUAGACUGGCAGGCUAGCCGUACUUAAUGACAGUUAGACGGCUAGAACCGUCGUGGUGCAUAACAGUUUUCCUCAAGAUGGUGGCCCACUUGGCAGCUGUGUUGUUCCCCGGGAUCAUCAUCUACAGUGCUGUUCCCGGAUCAAGAGUGGCUGCCAUCUAUGUGAACAAAGACAGAGCGGGAAAGGAUCACUUCACCACGUGGCACGGCCUGAUCGGCAUCAUUACCAUGGCCUACUGCUGCGCCCAGUCGUGCGGGGGCGCUCUGGCCAAGUACUACAAGUAUGUCGGGGGAUUUAUCAAGGUGAAGCUGGCAGAUCUCAAGCUGUACCACGCCACGUCAGGUCUGUUUGCCUACACGCUGGUCACUGCCUCCUUCGUGCUGGGGCUCCAGUCCAACUGGGCGGUCAACAACAUCCACUGGCUGCUCUGGUACGUCUGCAUGGGCUGCGUGGCUGCCUCCGCCCUGGUGGUCAUGACCCACAUAACCACGACCUACAUGCCGCAGACGCAGCAGUCGCGACCAGCAAGCUCAGCCAGCAGGAAGUCGUAAGUCGUGGAGAGCUCAGCUGUAGCUAUUUUUGUUUGUUCUACCUUCUCAUUUUCUACAGAUGGCCCGAAAUGUGCCACCUACGAGGAAGAAAUACAGGGUUUUUCAAGUCAACUUAUUUUUUUUAAUGUUUAAGAAUGGACUGUACCUUUGAGAAUUACAUGUAAUAUUUGUAAUAAAAAUUUUCAUAAUAUCGGAUUCAUUUUUCAACCAUGGAAAAUGUAUAUAUUAUGUUGUUUCUUUGGCAUAAUGUAGUGUAUUAAUUCUUAAUGAAAAGUUUUGGAAUUGUUGUGACCCGUGUUCUACUGAUUGUUGUCACGCAUGUUGUACUGCCUCACAGAGCUGACCAGCGGUACUGGCAAUUUUCACUCUGUUGAUGCUAUUUUUUUCCAUUUACAAAUAUACUUUCUCACUUCCAUUUAUUUGAAACGGGUUUGUUUUGGGGGGUUUUCUUACCGCAAACGAUCAAUAAAAGUCUUCUUUUUUUUUUUUUGCACCAGUGAAAUUUCAUCCCGGGACCAGUAAUCACUGUUCAAUAGGAAACUCUUUCUUCUUCCUCUUCCUCUUCCUCUUCUUCUUUUUGUUCUUCUACUUCUUCUUCCUCUUCUUCCUUACAUCGAUGACAGUCAGAAAGUCAGUCCGGUGGUGCACACAAACUGUGCUGUUCUCUCUAGAUCCUCAAAGCUGCCCUACAGUUUUCUCUCCAGUGGUGUAGCAUGUAGAGCCGUGUCUGUGCUCUUGGGGUUGUGAAGUGAGUACAGUACUUCAGGAUUGUAAUUGUAAGGAAACUAUUACUUUUGCGCUACACCAUCACUUGUGUUUUUUGUUUUGUCGGCCAUCUGUUGAGUGUUGAGUUGCAGUCAUUUUUUGUUGAUGGAAAGAAACUGAGGGUUGAUGAAAAUACAGAAAGUUUCUCACAUAUCGUUAUUCUUUCUUUUGUAGCCAACAAUUAGAUGUUGCAAUGUAGUUUUUGUCAUGAGAUAUGUUAAUGUAGCUUAUUUCAAUGAUACUUGCCUUUUUUUUUUCUUUUAUUGCUUGUUUUUUAGUUUUAGUCUUAUAAUUGCUUGUUUUUAUUUAAUAUUUACAGUAACAAUUUUUUAUUCCAAUGCUUUCUUUGAAAAUCCUAGCCACGGAAGAAUUUACUCAUUUGCUCACUGGCAUCUUUGAUGACUCUUAUUACUCUUAAUAUUUUACUUUUAUUUUGUGUAGGUGCAAGAUAAUAAUUAUGUACUAUUUUAUCAUCAUGUACAUUCUUGUGCUAGAAGAGUGUGUGUUCAUACAUCUGUUGUUGUUACGCUGUGUGCACUACAGACCUGAUUGUUUUUCUCUGUAAAAGUGAAAGUAUUUAUUUCUAAAUUCUGAAUGGCCUUUCCUACUUUUUGUUCAACGAUUCAUCCUCCUUACCAGAGAAUUCCACAAGUCCCACAAGUCGCUGUGAUAAUAAACGUGGGUGUUUGUUGUUACUUUUACCAGCAUUAUGAUGACCUGCAUGUUAUACCAGUGCCAGGGUCUGUGGUGGAGCCAUCAGACACGCCAAGAGAUUUAGUUCCGUUCCUACAAGAAGAAGAGAUAAGUUUUUUAUACAAAUUGUUUUCCUCUGUUCGUUGUGAUGUCUCUCUCUCUCUGCUUGGUUUGGGUAUUGAUGGCAUCGUUGAUGCGCAAGGUCGAAAUAGCUGACUUUGUAAGUUGUAACACUUUACUUUUCUGAUUCAGCGUCCAUUUAGGGUCUAGCCCUUUGGCCUGUCAGUAUGGCAUGGCAAAGAAUUGACAGUUUACUUUGUGAGUGAUCUAAAGUGUUUUAUUUCGGGGCUAUGUAGAACACCAACAUCUUAACGAAAUGUUAUUGCCUCAGUUCCCCUUUUAAAUCUAAAACAUUAAACGAAUAUUACAAAUUGAAUUUUUAAAAAUUUAUCUUUAACCCUAUCCGUGCGCCCUAGGGUCAUUUUGUACCCCCGCGGUUGUAUUCUUCACAUUUUAGAAUACUUCUACCACAAAGUUCCCCACGUCGUAUGGAUACAAUAAUAAAACACGACAUACGGAUAGGGUUAAUUUUCAUCACUUCAGCAAAGCCUUGUGUUUAGAAUUCUGACUUCUAAUAACAUUUCUAUGGCAGAACCUGUAGCUAUUAAGUGCGUACCCAUUAGAAAAGUUGCCCAUUGCUUUGACUUUGAAUACUUACCAUGACUUUUGCCCUGUUUUUUUCAUUCUAUUUGUGGAAGAUGAAUUUUUAAAAUAAACAGAUAUUACUACAA
This is a messenger RNA of Aplysia californica (California sea hare), 3308 nucleotides long. RefSeq names its product cytochrome b561 domain-containing protein 2. The record is from RefSeq and is a predicted model, not a curated record. NCBI's taxonomy places the organism in Eukaryota, Metazoa, Mollusca, Gastropoda, Aplysiida, Aplysiidae. Gene Ontology annotation, molecular function: transmembrane monodehydroascorbate reductase activity.